AGCUUCAUUUUGCUACUCAUUUGGUUAUUAUAUACACUAUUACACACUUUGUGCUUACUUAUUGAAUGACUGGCGUUUGUCAUAAAAAACAAUUGUUAUAUUUCUGUAAUUACGCGUUUUAAAACUAAAACAAUUUAAGAUGUUCCUGACAAGAUCAGAGUACGAUCGUGGAGUGAACACCUUCUCUCCAGAAGGUCGCCUGUUCCAAGUAGAGUAUGCAAUUGAAGCUAUCAAGCUUGGCUCAACAGUAAUCGGGAUCUCGACAUCGGAAGGCGUAGUGCUGGCAGCGGAGCGCCGGAUCACUUCCCCGCUGAUGGAGCCGACGACUAUUGAAAAAAUCGUCGAGGUGGACAAGCACAUCGGGUGCGCGGGCUCAGGACUGAUGGCCGACUCCAGGACCAUGAUUGACCGCGCGCGUGCUGAGUGCCAGAACCACUGGUUCAUCUACAACGAGAAGAUGACUGUUGAAUCUGUCGCUCAGGCUGUUUCUAACCUGGCUAUUCAGUUCGGCGACAGUGAUGAUGAUGGCAGUGCCAUGUCCAGGCCUUUUGGAGUUGCUAUUUUGUUUGCUGGGAUCGAUGAAAAAGGCCCGCAGCUGUUUCACAUGGAUCCUUCUGGGACUUUUGUUCAGUUUGAUGCUAAGGCUAUUGGAUCUGGAAGCGAAGGCGCUCAGCAGUCUCUUCAAGAAGUUUUUCAUAAGUCAAUGACAUUGAAAGAAGCAAUAAAAGCAACUCUGACAAUCCUAAAACAAGUAAUGGAGGAAAAACUUAACGAAACAAACGUUGAGCUGAUGACAAUGACACCAGAGGCAAAGUUCCACAUGUUCUCAAAAGCCGAGCUCCAGGAGGUGAUUAAGGACAUUGCUUAAUAAUAAAACGUAAACUAAGGCACCAGGGAGCACCGUCAGUGAAAGUGCUUCAAAUUAAUUAAUUUUCAUAUUCAUAUAUUAUUUGCAUUGAUAUAAAAAAAUAAUUAAAAAAGCAACAUCAAGAUUUGUUAUUAAGUUAACAUCAAAAAAUUUACCUUCCUUUUAUUAUUUCCCUAGAUAUUAGAAAGCUCCGAAACGUCAUCACCUAGAAGAUCAAGACGACGAAGCAGCAGCAGGUCUAGCAGAUCUAGACCCGGGAGCGCAUCUUCACCUACACCACCACCUUCCGCUUUCCUGCAAGCCAGCUACUGAGUUCCUAACGUAAAUCCUGUCAUUUCCUUUUUUUUUUAUUUUAAAAAUGCAUGAAUAAACUCCUUUCUAUCCUC
Molecule: messenger RNA, 1254 nt
Organism: Cotesia glomerata
Lineage: Eukaryota; Metazoa; Arthropoda; Insecta; Hymenoptera; Braconidae
Gene: Prosalpha5
Product: proteasome subunit alpha type-5
Exons: 3
Coding region: 140-868 (242 amino acids)
Biological process (GO): proteasome-mediated ubiquitin-dependent protein catabolic process
Cellular component (GO): nucleus; proteasome core complex; proteasome core complex, alpha-subunit complex
Source: RefSeq, a predicted model, not a curated record